This is a messenger RNA of Theobroma umbraticum, 961 nucleotides long. RefSeq lists its product as uncharacterized. Lineage: Eukaryota; Viridiplantae; Streptophyta; Magnoliopsida; Malvales; Malvaceae. The record is from RefSeq and is a predicted model, not a curated record.
GAGAAGUACUUACAAAGUAAAGAAUAUGUGCUCAAAGCAAGAAGCUUGUCACAAGUACUACAGAAAGCGACUUGGGGUAGAACGACACAAUUUAUUCCUUCUUUGAAUGAACACUUUCAGUAAUGAUUGGUCUCCCAAAUCUUACAGAGCAAAUCUUGGAGUCUGGGCCACCAGGAAGAUUAAAGAUGAGGAUAUCCUGGAUGUUCUUCUCUCUUUUGCUCCUGCUUCUUGCCUCAGAUGAGUUUGGCCCUGCCUUGUCUACACGCGGGGUGUAUGCGGCAAGGAUCCCUGAGCAUACAUGUCACAAGGUUAUUGCGACAAACAUAUGUAAGUUGCAGAAAUGCAUCCAGGAAUGUUCCAAGGAACCAGCUGGUGCGGGAGAUUGCAGAGACAACAUUUGUUAUUGCUCAUACUACUGUAAGGAUCCCCCAAUGUGAUUCAUUUUAUUUCUGCUUUUGGCCUUCGUUGUUUUGAGCUUGUGCUAGAAACUAGAAAUUGAGAGAGAUGGAGUCAUUUACAGAUUAAAGAGAUUCAGGAUAUAUUACCUACUGUUUUCAGUUCUUUCCAUGUUUUAUGACAUACACGUAUCGAUAUCUGAGCUGCCCUGUGUAUCAUCACGCCACAAAUACUCGCAUAUGGUUAGAAUAGUACCAUGCCUAAAUGCAAAACGAAGGAAUAUAAGAAAACAAAACGAGAAGCACAAGAAGAUAGGUGUGAGAGAACUUAACCAUUUUCGGAAAAAAGAUUUGCACAAAGUAUUUGCUCUUAUAUAUAAUUGGCUCAAUUAAUAAAUUGGUUUGUCUUGAUCGUAAUGGGUAAUUGGAUUCAAAUAAUAUGUAUAAUUUUUCAUUUAUAUUAAUUUCGAAUCUUAUAAAAUAUGGUAUAUAUUUUAUUUUUAAUUGCAAGAAAUAUAAUAUAUCUAUUCUUUUGAAGAUUUGAAUUCUAUGAGAAAAUGUGUUGU